UGAGUAACUGCAAAUUAAAACUUUAAACGAGGUAUCUUACGAAGUUAAAAUUAACUAUAGAGAGCGGUCUAACCCGAGAGAGUGCAGUUUGCGGCAGAACUCAAUAACGUGACAUCACAAACAAAUAGGGUCGCACUUUAUUUUACAAUAAUGAGACGUAAUAAGCCGUACUUUGUAUCAAAUUAGACCGAAACCUGAAAUAAUAUGUUCUUUAUUAGACAGUAAACGAAAACAGUCAUACCCUAAUUAGAGACCAGACGGCUUAUUACAGCUUAUUAGUGUACCGUAAAAUAUAGUGCGACCACAAAUAGUGCUCUAAAAGACACACAGCUAGCUAGCUCAGUAUAAUAAUAAUAAUAAUAAUACGUAUGCUACGUUAUAGUUGCUAUACUUUAAUUGCUUCUCGCAACAAUGAACUUCGUUGGGAAACGGCGUAGCGUUAUUAGAAAAUGUUGCUCAUAUCAUGAACGAGUUAACGGUGGAGAAAGUGCUGUCGUGAACGAAGCCCAGUCCCAGAACUGCUGGCGGUGCGGUAGAGGACACAGUGAAGGUGCCAUUUGGGACAAAGUGUCUGGAUGCUGCCUUGUGUUUCCCUGCCUCAGUGAAAGAUGUUCAUACAGCCGUGAUUCUCACACAUGGGGCUGGUGGAGACAUGAACUUGAAACAGCUGGUUUCUCUGGCACAGGCCUUGGCUUCAGCUGGCUUCCUUUGUUUCCGUUUCACAUGCAAAUGUUUAAACUUGGCUUAUAGAGUGAAGGCUUACCAUGCUGUGUGGGACUACUUGAAAUCCCUCCAGAAGUUUACCAUACAGCACAUAUUCGUUGGAGGCAGGUCCAUGGGAUGUCGUGCUGCUGCAGCUUUAGCCAGGCAGCUGAGUGACGAAUCAGAGGAUGCAGUGCAUGGUGUCAUCUGCCUGUCUUUCCCCCUGCACCCCCCAGGACAGACACGAGCCCAUCGGCAACGGAGUGAAGACCUCAGGGGGCUACCUGAACGCAUGCCUGUACUGUUUGUGUCAGGCACUGAGGACAACAUGUGUGACAGGGAUCUUUUUGAUGGGAUGGUAAAAGAAAUGAAAGCUCAAGUUGAGGUUUUCUGGCUAAAAGGAGGCAGCCAUGGACUGACAGUGAAGGGAAGGUCAGAGGAUUCUUUGUUGGAUGAAGUGAACUUACAAGUCAUCACCUGGAUGAGUAAGCAGGGACCGUAGAUUAAUUUAUGUUAUCAUGUUUUUUUUUUUGUUUUCUUUGUUUUGUUAUAUUCUACUAGUUAAAUAAAUAUAUAUUUUUACACAAUGCA
Molecule: messenger RNA, 1293 nt
Organism: Siniperca chuatsi (mandarin fish)
Lineage: Eukaryota; Metazoa; Chordata; Actinopteri; Centrarchiformes; Sinipercidae
Gene: tex30
Product: testis expressed 30
Exons: 5
Coding region: 653-1204 (183 amino acids)
Source: RefSeq, a predicted model, not a curated record